CGAGUUGAACAAGCAUUCCAUUUUUAAAAAGCCAUUCUGGUCGUGCACGGAUAUUUUGUUAUUGAUUUUUCUAAAACUUGAAGCGCAAUAGGUUAUUCCUUCACCACGCUAUGAGAAAAACAGACAGCAACGACUACUGCAUCAUGAAGAAUCUUUUUCUUAAACAUUUCGAUUAAUUUUUUCUAGAUGAACAUUAAUUACCAUUUAGACAAUAUUCAGCAUGAUAAUAACUACAAUUUGGCUAAAGCUACAUUUUUGACAAAUGUAAUAUUUCAAAUCAACACUGAUAUUUUAUAUAUUUGAAAUAUGUUAUGAGCUUGCAUGAAUUCUGAAGAAACAGGUUUUCAAGGCUUCUUGUAGCUAACACUGGCCAGAGCAUCGUUGGAGGCGACCAAAAGUACCGCAGGCGCAGUCCCCUUCCGCGUUUGUACGGGAAUCCAGCCCGGUUGUUCUCGAGCCAGCAGACAAAUAGCAUCAACGGUAGGAGGGGAAGGGAUACAGACUCGUGCAGGCUAAUUGUAGCAGCCAGCAUUCGCAGGUGUAACACUGAUCCGCCUGUGUGUGUAACUGGGGUAUAAUCUUGACAAGCCGUUCAAAGCAUUGAGAGUGCAAAAAACUGGGAGAAUGUUGCACCAAGUACAAUGAGAGCCCAUUUGUCGCAGACACACAAACCCACAUAUGACUCCGUCGAAUUCAAAUUUGAUGAGCAACACUGAAGCGACUUUGGAAUUUUAAAAAGUGGAUCACACGACUUUACAAUCAUGCGAAACACUUUGUUGUCUGCCCGGAGUUCGAUUGUGGAAUACUGGACAUCGGCCAUUCUAUGUCUCUUUUGGAUUCAGUACUCUUGUGGGAUGCCUCAUGUCAUUCGAAUAGGGGGGAUUUUUGAGCAAACAGAGGGACCGGUGCCGCUCGUCAGCCCAGAGGAGCUUGCCUUUAAAUUUGCAGUGAACAACAUCAACAGAAACAGGACUUUAUUGCCCAACACGACGUUAACGUACGACAUACAGAGGAUUAAUAUCUACGACAGUUUUGAAGCGUCGAGAAAAGCCUGUGACCAACUGUCUUUAGGUGUAGUGGCAAUAUUUGGGCCGUCACAUAGCUCGUCCUCAAACGCCGUCCAGUCCAUCUGCAAUGCGUUGGAAGUGCCACACAUCCAGGUGCGAUGGAAACAUCACCCUAUGGACAACAGGGACACAUUUUACGCCAACCUGUACCCCGAUUACUCUUCUCUCAGUUACGGCAUCUUAGAUUUGGUGCAGUUCCUCAAGUGGAAAACAGCCACGGUCGUAUACGAUGACAGUACAGGUCUUAUUAGACUACAGGAACUGAUAAUGGCCCCCUCCAGGUAUAACAUCAGGCUAAAGAUUCGCCAGCUCCCUCUUGACGGAGAGGACACCAGGCCUCUCCUCAAGGAGAUGAAGAGAGGACGGGAGUUUCGCAUUAUCUUCGACUGCAGCCACGAAAUGGCUGCACAGAUCCUUAAACAGGCCCAGACGAUGGGAAUGAUGACAGAGUACUACCACUACAUCUUCACCACUCUGGACCUCAUGGCUAUCGACCUGGAGCCCUACCGUUUCUGUGGCGUUAACAUGACCGGCUUCCGCAUCCUGAACGUGGACAACCCUCAGGUGGCGUCCAUCGUUGAGAAGUGGUCCCAAGAGAGGCAGAUACCUCCCAAGCCCGACUCGGGUCUCCUGGAGGGGAUCAUGACGACAGAUGCUGCUCUGACGUACGACGCGGUCCACAUCGUGUCCGUCUCCUACCAGCACGCACCACAGAUGACGGUCAACUCGCUGCAGUGCCACCGCCACAAGCCAUGGAGAUUCGGCGGGCGCUUCAUGAACUUCAUCAAAGAGUCUCACUGGGAAGGCCUGACGGGCAGGCUGUCGUUCAACAGGACCAGUGGCCUCCGCACAGACUUUGACCUGGACAUCAUCAGCCUGAAAGAGGAGGGCCUGGAGAAGGUGGGGAAGUGGAGUGCGUCCGGAGGUCUCAACAUCACCGAGGUGCCCAAGCGGAAAGGGAUGAACAUCACAGACUCGCUGGCCAACCGUUCCCUGGUCAUCACCACCAUCCUGGAGGAGCCAUAUGUCAUGCUUAAGAAGUCUGACAAGGCGCUGGUGGGCAACGACCGUUUCGAGGGAUUCUGUAUCGACCUGCUCAAGGAGCUGGCCAGCAUCCUGGGCUUCACCUUCGAGAUCCGCCUGGUGCCUGAUGGGAAGUACGGAUCGCAGGACGACAAGGGCCAGUGGAACGGCAUGAUCAAGGAGCUGAUGGAACACAGAGCCGACUUGGCUGUGGCCCCUCUUACCAUUACCUACCUGCGUGAGAAGGUUGUGGACUUCUCCAAGCCCUUCAUGAGCAUGGGCAUCAGUAUCCUGUAUCGCAAGCCCAACACCACCAACAACGGCUUCUUCUCCUUCCUCAACCCCAUGACCCCUGACAUCUGGGUCUAUAUUCUGCUGGCCUACCUAGGCGUCAGCUGUGUCCUCUUCGUCAUCGCUAGGUUCAGUCCAUACGAAUGGUACGACGCCCAUCCCUGCAAUCCCGGAUCCGAUGUGGUAGAGAACAACUUCACCCUCCUUAACAGCUUCUGGUUCGGUGUGGGCUCCCUCAUGCAGCAAGGCUCUGAGCUGAUGCCCAAAGCCCUGUCCACCAGGAUCAUCGGAGGCAUCUGGUGGUUCUUCACCCUCAUCAUCAUCUCCUCCUACACGGCCAACCUGGCCGCCUUCCUCACCGUGGAGCGCAUGGAGUCGCCCGUGGACUCUGCCGACGACAUCGCCAAGCAGACCAAGAUUGAGUAUGGUGUGGUCAAAGACAGUGCCACCAUGUCUUUCUUCAAGAAAUCAAAGGUGUCUACUUUUGAGAAGAUGUGGGCUUUUAUGAGUAGUAAACAGAGUACGUCGCUGGUCAAGUCCAUUGAGGACGGCAUCCAGAGGGUUCUGAAGUCUGACUAUGCCUUGCUCAUGGAGUCCACCACAAUUGAUUACAUUACCCAGCGGAACUGCAACCUCACCCAGGUUGGAGGCGUCAUUGACAGCAAAGGCUAUGGAAUAGGCACUCCCAUGGGCUCUCCAUACCGGGACAAAGUGACCAUCGCCAUCCUGAGCAUUCUGGAGGAUGGCCGUCUGCACAUGCUCAAGGAGAAGUGGUGGAGCGGCAGCAGCUGUCUGGACGAAGAGCGCCGUGAGAAAGCCGGCCCCAUGGGCAUUCAGAAUUUGGGAGGGAUCUUUAUAGUGCUGGCGUCUGGCCUGGUUCUCUCCGUCUUUGUGGCUAUAGCCGAAUUCAUAUACAAGCUAAGGAAGACGGCGAAACGUGAGCAGGUCUUUCUGCAGUGCCAUGGUGGACGAGAUCAGACAGUCGUUCACCUGCGGGAGGCGUGUGAAACACAAACACCACCACCAGGUCCCGGUCAUGGUCAAGACGGAUGCAGUGAUCAACAUGCACACGUUCAACGACCGACGACUCCCGGGAAAGGACAACAUGAGCUGCAACACUGGGAUGACCCCCGUGUUCCCGUGACGGUUUGCGCCUCCCAGAGAAAGAGCCUCCUGGGCAAUGUGGAGGGCGUGAUUGGUCCCGAAACCUGGGACAAUGGAAUCGAGGGGAUUACCAGAUUCACCAUCAACCACAGCGACAUAGGGACACUAACGAAACAUGGAACACUAACUCAACAUGGUACUAUCAAAAUGGCAGCAUCGGCGACACAGGUAUGACAGUGUUCACCCAUGUAUUCCAAAAGAGACAGAAAAAGAGAGAGAGGGAGGUGGAGGAGGAGAAGAACCGUUCCUGGAAAAGGAAACAUCUCCAAAUAAUCUGUAUUCAAGUCCGAUGUUUACGUACGUAACACAAAAAUACACUCACCAAGGAAUCACAAGAUAUCCAAGGAAUCCUUGAUUGACAACAAUGAUUCAACCUUUUUAUUGGACAAAUGGCAUAAAGACAGAGUUGGCUUCAUUGAGCAUGGCAAUAAAAGAACUACAGACAGACAUGGGAAAUUAGGUUUUGAUGGGAGAUCAAUUAUGUCACACAUAGCACAUCAUGAUCAUUCAAAGUCAAAGUUCUGACUGAUUCUUUUUUAUCUUGUUUGUAGGUCCUUUGGCAGCAGAAAAUUAUGUUACCUCAAACCUUGUACAGACAUAACAUUGAGUCUUUGUUUUGCUCUCUUUGAGUCACCGUCUAUUUUGUGGGAGGCGUUUUUAAACGCAAGGCUUGGACCACCGGACUUCUAUAAUUCCACUAGAAGAAACACGUCCUUAGUACAUGCAGAUGACAGCAAUGGAAUCCCAACAGUGAGCAAAUCCCACAGUAAGAGAGAGCAUUAGUCACUCAGUGAACUUGGUUUGCAGAUCUUUAAUUUGACGAAAAAUGACUGUUCAACGAGAGAGAGUUGACAUCACUGAAGCUAUCCUGAGGUUAAUGGGGAGACCUUGAUUUAUUGGUAAUAAAUUACGUUUCCACAUAUUGUGCCAUUUUGUUAUUGUGACUAAACACAAUGUAGUGCCCUAUUUGUUUGUGCUUCACCACAUUAUUUGCAGACGUAUGUUUUGUGGACAUUAAGAUAAUCUUGUCCGUGAAAAAAAAAGAACAACGAGCUAGCCAAUUUCCAAAGAUCUGCCCAUAAAAUAAAACUAAACAUUGGAUGUGACUGCUCAUGCAAGUGCUUCAUGAGAUACUGUUCCCAAAUUUCUAAAUUAGACUAUGUUAGAGUGUAAUAUCCAUGGCCUUUUUCCUCUUUACAACACAGGGUAAUGUGUUCCUAUCAGAUAUAAUAACUUUUUUUGGGGGGGGGGGCAUCUUAUUAAUCAAACAAACAAAUAUACAAUACUCUUGGGAUAAUGAAUGAGGAGUGAUUUGCUUCAACGUAUUCAUGUACCAAAAUACAAGUACAUAACACUUCAAGUUUACUCUAAUUUGGCUACCAAUGAUAAAUGGACAUGAACCCCCUUAUACUUGUUGCACCACUAGUCUAUAUUGUCCUCUAAAAUAACUACCUGGUCUCAUUACUUUUUUUGAUAUGUACAUGUUGAACAACUGUACGAUUUAGGGGUAUAAACUGAAUUUAUUUCCUCAUAAAAGCACAACAUGUUUAUGGUUAUGUUAAACCCAAUCAUACCGUUCAUGUUUGAAGGGUUAUGGUUAGGGUUAUAGUCAGCUAGUUAGUUAGUUAGCCAGCUAGCUAGGCUAGCUUGGCUAAUUGGUUAUCUCUAGUUGGUUAUAUCUGCCAAUGUCCACUUAAUAAAUAUUUCAGAGAAAUCUGUCUGCAUUGGCUUUGUGUUGUUAAAAAAAACAAUGGCAAUAUAACAUUUUCAGAGGGCAAUCAGCCAUCUGUUUCCAUUUUGUGAAAGUGUCUCUACAAUAAGGCCCCUCAGAAAUAGCCAUGUUAUAAUAGCACAGUGUCCAUUGAAUUGCUCUUGCUGCUUGCAAUGAAUUACCUUCUGACUGCUAAACAGAUACUCUAAUCUAGUAAUAUCAGUGACAUGAAAGAAAUGCAGAGAGCACAGUACAGAUGUACAGGCUACAUAGUCACUGUUUUAAGCUGUUUGGUUUUAGUUCUGCAAUUGCAGGUGAUUGUAAAUGACUAGGUUUUGUAUUGUGUUGGGCAGAGGACAUUGGACAAGAGACCUUAUGAGUAAGAAACAAAUGCUGUCAUCACUUUCAAUGGUACUACAUACUAUUCCUUCUGCGUGUGUUUACUUUGUGGCCACGGCAACAGUGAAUGUCCCCGGGACACGCAAAUUAUUUUGCUUAUUCAUAUUGCAGGGCCGAUAUUAAAGCUUUGUGGCAGCGUUACCGAAUGCUACGCUACCAUUACGGAAAUGAGAUAGGCUAGCUCUGAGUGGCUGAUGAGACCCUUUUGGUUUUUGCAUUUGAUUUUCAUUCUGUGCACUAGAGAUAGAUAUCAUUAAAUGAAUCAUUAUCAUGCUCAGAUGAUGAGAUGAACAAACAGAUGGAAGAUCUGAAGUUUGGGUUUUCUGGGUUUAUGUUGUCUGCAAUGCCUAUAAACUGUAUAUCUGCAAUGAGUAUUGAGCUGUAAGAUGCUAGGAGUCUAUAUGUGAGCUGCCGGAAUAGGGAGCUGAACAGACGGCAUACCUCUGUGAGGUUUACAAUAUUGAUAAAAAAGACAAACUAUCUUGGGUUCCUUUUUUUCAACAUUAACAAUGUAAAGAUUCAAGGGAACUUAAAUCUGUGUGACUUAUGAUUGGUUUGGUAGAAACUCAUUGUAUAAAUGUUAAUCAGCUCCCUUCUGCAAAGUAGAGUAUAUGUAGAUAAGAUGAACAGGAGAAAAUGUAUUUUGCUAAAUUUUUACAGGUAAAUGCAUACAUUUUUGCUCUCAGCCAAACACAAUUUCUUAAUUUAAAUUAGGUUUCAUAUGCCACUAACCUGUACCCCACUCCCACUUCCCAAACCUCCAUAUUAAUUUAUUCGAUUGGAAUGGAUUAUAAUAUAUUAUAUUGGAUUAUGAUCAUCAAGAGUAGAAUAUUAUAUGUAAAUCUUAUUUUAUCGCACCUAAUAUAUUGAUAUGAGGUGUAUGUGACGUUGUAAUAUUGAAUUCCCCAAAACUGUAGAGGAAACUUCUUUAGAAUAGAUUUUGUAUGAUCUAGCUGGCUCUUUUCUUCUCUUUUGAAACACAUGAUGCAGUUGGGCAAAGACUGGUUGUUACACUACACGUUAGACUGGCUUCCAGUUGAAUUCUCCUUUGACUGCAAACACAAGUUACUUUAGUGCUUUUUAUGUUAAUCCAUAUACUCGCUGAAAUAAUUGUGGUGAAAAUGGACAUCAGUGAUCCAUUAAUAAAACUAUUUACAUUUACUACCAAGAUUUGAGUUCAGUUAAUUCAAUCAAUCCCAAUUAUGAAGCACACUGUCUUUUUUUAUAGCAAAAUGCGAAUCCAGUUAUUUUUCAACAUUUUAUGAAAUCUAAGAUAAAAAGAAAGAAAAAAAUAAAAUAACAUGUGCAGUAUUUGCUAUGAGUUACACUUUAUUAAGCAAUCAAACAGUCACAGCGCUAGGUAUUUAUUUAUGUUUUGUUUUGAGUUGAGUUGAGCUGAAUUGUCUACUUCUAUCGUUUGACAAGAAACCUCUCAAACAAUAGGAUUGAUAUGUUGGUGCCGACCGGGCUUUUCUUUGUGGACAUGCAGAAUUUCUAUGAAUAUAGUUUUUUGUAACGUUUUGGAACAUUUUCUGUUUACCUAAUAACUGUAUGUGUUAAGAGAAUACCAUUAUUAGAAUAACCAAGUAAAACAUGGGGAAAUACAAAUACAUAGAGAGGCUAUUGCGUUAUUUUCUUUUUAACACUGUGAAUAAUUCAAUUGUACAGUUUGCUGUAUGGGUUAUAUGAUUUUAAAGUUUUAAAUAAAACAUGUAAAACUAUA
This is a messenger RNA of Oncorhynchus tshawytscha (Chinook salmon), 7378 nucleotides long. RefSeq names its product glutamate receptor ionotropic, kainate 3. Bases 762 to 3719 code for a protein of 985 amino acids. The transcript has 16 exons. Gene Ontology annotation, molecular function: kainate selective glutamate receptor activity; transmitter-gated monoatomic ion channel activity involved in regulation of postsynaptic membrane potential. Gene Ontology annotation, biological process: monoatomic ion transport; modulation of chemical synaptic transmission; synaptic transmission, glutamatergic. NCBI's taxonomy places the organism in Eukaryota, Metazoa, Chordata, Actinopteri, Salmoniformes, Salmonidae. Gene Ontology annotation, cellular component: kainate selective glutamate receptor complex; presynaptic membrane; plasma membrane. The record is from RefSeq and is a predicted model, not a curated record.